Siniperca chuatsi (mandarin fish) is the source of this 2477-nucleotide messenger RNA. It is a transcript of the gene gna14a, whose product is annotated as guanine nucleotide binding protein (G protein), alpha 14a. The transcript has 7 exons. The record is from RefSeq and is a predicted model, not a curated record. Gene Ontology annotation, molecular function: G-protein beta/gamma-subunit complex binding; GTPase activity; guanyl nucleotide binding. Gene Ontology annotation, cellular component: heterotrimeric G-protein complex. Gene Ontology annotation, biological process: adenylate cyclase-modulating G protein-coupled receptor signaling pathway; phospholipase C-activating dopamine receptor signaling pathway; action potential. Lineage: Eukaryota; Metazoa; Chordata; Actinopteri; Centrarchiformes; Sinipercidae. Bases 717 to 1784 code for a protein of 355 amino acids.
UGUAAAGGAUGUUCCACGUCCUGAACCCCUUGUAAUAGCCUACAUGUCUGAUGUAUAAAAAUGUACCAAGAAAGCUACUUGCAGCUGGGAACCAUGUUGUUUAAAUACGCAUAUCUAAGAAAGGCCUAUAGCUCCUAUUUUCUUGGCUUUUUUUCUUUUAUUAAAGCCUACCCUGCACCCCUACUCCACCAGUCUUAGUUAUCUUUAUGUAGCCUAUCGUGUCACAGGCAACUCUGUGGGGGAAAGACAACACAGGCUGCUUGCUGAGGAUGCGAACUUCCCAUUUUAUCCUUUUCUAUUUGCAACUGCCACGCCCUCCCUAACCGGCUGGAUAAAGUUCAACAAGUGUCCUCGUGCUUCAGACCAACCACAGCACCUUAUCAAAGAGAGUCAGAGCUUUUUAGUCCUAAAAUAGAUCUCUGGACUUUUCCCUUUAAACGAAGGUUUCUCUGUUUUAGCCGCGGAAUAUUUAAACUAUUAAAACCUCCCUAGAUCUUCCUCAAUAAACUGCUUUUCUCAUUCGGCCUUAAGAGGAACAAGAAGGCAUCACUUUCAAAGAUGCUCUGCGCCUUUCCCCUUCUGAAUUUGUGAAGUGAGAGAGGGGGAGCGAGUGGAGAAGAAGCGGCUGCCUUAACGAGGGCAAACGUCUCCAAAAGCCCUCAACAUUUGCACGUUGACAGCAGAAGGCUCAUCGGAGAGCGAGCUGGUCAGUUUGAAUGAUGGCUGGAUGUUGUGUGUCGGCGGAGGACAGAGAGAACCAGAGGAUCAACGAGGAGAUUGAGAAGCAGCUGCGGAGAGACAAGAAGGACUCUCGCCGGGAGCUGAAGCUGCUGCUGUUGGGUACUGGAGAGAGUGGAAAGAGUACCUUCAUCAAACAAAUGAGGAUUAUCCAUGGAGGAGGAUACACAGAUGAGGACAAGAAGGGCUACGCCAAACUGGUCUUCCAGAACAUCUACACGUCCAUGCAGACCAUGGUCCGAGCCAUGGAGGCACAUAGUAUAUCUUUCUCUGAUCCCCAGAACCAGAGCCAUGCAAACUCAAUCCUGGAGGUGGAAGUGGACAAGGUGGAGGAGUUCGAACAAAGCCUUGCGGUGGCCAUCAGGAGUCUGUGGAGCGAUGCAGGAAUACAGGAGUGCUACGACCGACGCAGGGAAUACCAGCUGUCCGACUCCACCAAAUACUAUCUCACCGACCUGGAUCGAAUUACAGAACCCUCUUAUGUACCUGACCUGCAGGAUAUCCUCCGAGUCAGAGUGCCAACCACGGGUAUCAUCGAAUACCCCUUUGACAUGGAGAAUGUCAUCUUCAGGAUGGUGGAUGUGGGGGGUCAGAGGUCAGAGAGGAGGAAGUGGAUCCACUGCUUUGAAAACGUCACCUCCAUCAUCUUCCUGGUGGCGCUCAGCGAGUACGACCAGGUCCUGGCUGAGUGCGACAACGAAAACCGUAUGGAGGAGAGCAAGGCCCUAUUCAAAACCAUCAUAACCUAUCCCUGGUUCCAGCGCUCCUCUGUCAUACUUUUCCUCAACAAGACCGACAUCCUCAAGGAGAAGAUCAUGUAUUCUCAUGUAGCCACCUACUUCCCUGAAUUUACAGGACCUCAGCAGGAUCCUACAGCAGCUCAGGAAUUCAUCCUGAAAAUGUACCAAGAACAAAACCCGGACAAGGACAAGACGCUGUACCCUCACUUUACCUGCGCCACAGACACAGAAAACAUCCGCUUCGUCUUUGUGGCCGUCAAAGACACCAUCCUCAGACACAACCUGAAGGAGUUCAAUCUUGUGUAAAGAGGAGCAGGAGGACAGGAGAGGAGACAAAGGGAUACAAGAAGAAGGAAAGACAUGAGGAGAGCCAAGACAGGAGAAUUACAUAAAACAAAACUUUACAGUGCUUUUUCUUGGCUGUCUAGAGAACAAUUAGAUUUUACAUAGUUCCUCCCUGUUUACACAACCAAGAUUCUAAGUCUCUUUAAUCCAAAGGUUUCAAUAUUUUCAUUUUAUCUUGUGUCUGUAAAAAUCCAGCCAAAGAGAAUAUGAACAUGUAAGAGAGUAGUUUCUAUUCCAGUCUUUAUAGAGAUGAACUGUAAGAAAAUGAUACUUUGCAGUGGAAGUGAGAAUGUGAAAAUGUUAAGUAAUAUCAUUGACCUAUUGUGUGGGCUACUUAUUUUAUCACUUCUUAAAAUACAGUUGUCAUAAAUAAGAUCUGAGUGCUUUAACUGAUUCUGCUUUAAUUUCUGCUCAUGCAAUAGCUCUAAGAGAUCCCUGUGAUAUUUAAAUUUGAGUAGUUUUUUCCCCUUUUCUAACACUGAACCACCUGUGUCUGCUUUUGCCUUUAGUGCCUUAUUAACUUAGGACAGUCAGCACAGCCACAGUUUGUUUUAGAUUGUAAAUAGUCCAAGUUGUGCUUUGAAAAACGCUACACAUGCGAAAUGGAAAUUAUAUUUAUGGUAGUUUUCAAUAAACAAUUAGUUAGUUAAUGAA